Molecule: messenger RNA, 2145 nt
Organism: Aspergillus melleus
Lineage: Eukaryota; Fungi; Ascomycota; Eurotiomycetes; Eurotiales; Aspergillaceae
Exons: 6
Coding region: 1-2145 (714 amino acids)
Source: RefSeq, a predicted model, not a curated record
AUGCUUUCGCGAAACGAACCUGAAACCAGAUACUUCGCCAAACAGGAGCCUGACCCUCCGAACCAGAUAUUGAAGUUGUUCUGCGAGAGCUUCAUAGUCCUUCGAAAAAGGGACUUACCGUCUCAGUCUACCGUGUGUCACAACCUUUCCUGCUUCAUCGCCGAGUGGGAGAGAGAAACACAGAGAGAACUUCCGGAUCAUGUUACUGAUGACGUGUAUAAUCACAUCAAGGUCGUGCUUACCCCGAAGUAUGGUCUACAAACGAAGCAUCGAGAAAAAUUCCCUGUUACAAGGAAGGACUUAGACAUCCUUCUUAGACACCUUUUUGAAAAGGACGACCAUGACUACAUCCACGAACGGGCUAGGUUUCAAGACGCGUUUGCCCUUUGUCUGUUUUCGAAUUCGGGGUCAAGAGCAGGCGCUGUUGUCGAAUCGAGCUCCUACCGCGGGACAAAUGAGUGCCUCUACUACAGGCAUCUUACGUUUAACAUGAAAUGGGACUCGGAUAUGAACAUCAAAUACUGGGUUUCUAUUGACCCAAAGUUUUUGAAAGGCCAUCGUUACGACGACGAAGCGAACAUCCCAAAGAAUUGGAUCCCAGAGCAGGAGAUACUUGGCAGAAAUUUCGCUUUCUAUGCCAUAGUUUCCGGAAUUGCCGAUGGGGCAUUUAAGGGGAUCGACACUGUUGACGAAUUGCUGGCUAAAACACCUCCAAAAGGGCGGGAGUCCUGGACGCUUCUGUGGAGGCAGGAAGCGCUGGACCUCCCAAUUUUCCGUAUGGUGCGCUCUGACGGGCCACAUGAUACCUCCGCAUUAACAUUUUCUUCAAUACGGCAUCACUUCACAUCACUUGCUCAGCGAGCAUGUUUCCAGGACGUGCUGCGCAUCCAUGGGAUCAGGGGUGGAGUUGCAAACACGAUCGACCCCAAAGCAUCCGAAGCAACACGCAGUCAAGCACUCGACCAUCAGAAUCCAGAUACCUUCCUGAAAUAUCAGUCGAGGUUCAAACGAGUGGAUAUACAAUCUUGUUUCUGGAAUAUAGAGCCGGAUUACGAUUGCCUAGACAUGGAAGAGAGUAUGUCUCAUCACCGGGAUCCUAAUGUACCCCAAAAACUUGAUGCUGCUGCCGUUGCCGAAACCGAGAAUACCGUUGAAAUGAAAGCCAUCUACCAGCAAAUCAGUGAACUCACUCAACGAAUAUCAUCAAAGCCGCAUCAAAACCAAGAUCUCGUGAGUGAAAGAGCAAAAUUAUACACCAGAGCCGCCAAGAUGCGCCGUCACAAAAAGGCGGAAUUCAUCAAGAACUGGUGGAAAUCAUGCUACGAUGAAUACAUUACUGGGGGCGAGUUUGAGGAAAGGGACCCCACAUGCUUGUUGGACAUUUACUGCAAAUAUAUGCCCGAAAGAGAGCGCUUGCGGGAGAAGCUUUUCACCAGAACCUCGCUACACAGCGAAACAGGGAAGCAAUGUUUACGUGAUUUGGUGACCAUUUGUACCUCGAAGGACGACAAGGUUGCUUACUACCCGGGCGAGGAGCCAAUUGAUGGGAAGUGCGCAGUGUGCUCGAUGGAGAUGGCUAGCUUUCACAAACAGGAGCGUUCCAAACAUAUUUUACAGUGUCGGAGGAAGUCGAUGAAUGCGGCACCCUACCAGCAGCUGUACAAGAACGGAAAGCGAGCCCAUCGACGAGCGCAGCGGAACUUCCUCGAAUGGUGCUACAUCUGCUGCGAGUGGUUUCACACAGAGGACGAUUGGCAAACGCACUGUUACUUUCACCUAGAGCAUCUACAGCCGCGAUGCGGUCUUUUGACAUUCCGCCAUACAUUGGUAUACCCAGGGCUCUGCCCCUAUUGUUUGGGUGACUCUGAGAAACAGCCCCAGGAGCGAUUCAAGCAGUGGCGGGUUAAGUCUACGCUAAUCAACCAUAUUAACGAGAAACAUCUCAGUGGGAAGAAAGAUGAUGAGCCUCUUCAAUGCCCCCAUCCUUGCUGUGAAAAGAGAUCAUAUUCCGGAACGCUGGGUUUGCGGCGUCAUUUCUUCAAUGCGCACUCUAUUGAAGAACCUCGGAGGAACUGUGUCUCUCAGAAGAGAAAAUGGAUUGCAGACCUUGAUGUCAAGGGAGAGCCCCCCAAAAGGGUUUGUUAA